Teleopsis dalmanni is the source of this 2569-nucleotide messenger RNA. RefSeq names its product ATP-dependent RNA helicase DDX24. The coding region runs from base 1 to 2481 and encodes 826 amino acids. The record is from RefSeq and is a predicted model, not a curated record. Gene Ontology annotation, molecular function: ATP binding; RNA helicase activity; nucleic acid binding. The transcript has 11 exons. NCBI's taxonomy places the organism in Eukaryota, Metazoa, Arthropoda, Insecta, Diptera, Diopsidae. Gene Ontology annotation, cellular component: nucleolus.
AUGCACGAAUGUCAAAAUUUAAUUAAAAAAUUAAGAAUGGCGAAAAUAAAACAAAACAAAAUUAAAACUAAAACAGACGUUAUAAAAAAAAAAUCUGUUACCAAAAAACUAAAUAGGAAAUGGGAAAAAGUUAAAAUUAAGGGAAAAGUACUCACUGAUGAUGCUGGCGGCUUCGAGGGACUUAUAGGACUUGAGGUGUUGGAGAAUUAUGAACCAGCUUUAGUAAAAAGUGGGAAAAUCAAGCAUGGUACCAUACAGAAGGAUGAAAAAAGUAAAUCAAGAAAACGAAAAGUGGAAAAAGAGGAAUACGACGAAGCAUAUGAUUCUGGAACUGCUACAGAAGAUAACGAACCCAAGAUAGUUAAAACUAAAAAAGAAAAAUAUGCAGAACGUAAAGCUAAAAUUUUAGAGAAACGUAAAGAACGCAAAGAGAAAAGAAAGGAGAAAAGGAAAUCCAAAACUACUGAAUCGGAGGGUGAACAGGAUGAUAGCGCAGAUCGGGAUGUGCAUCCAGCAGGGCGAUUUGUUUUAUUAAGGCCAGCAAGUGCAAGUGCAAAUGCAAGUGAUGACAAUGAGGAGCAAAUUCCAGAAUUGAUCAAAAGUGACGCUAAAGCUGAGAGCGCUGGUAGCAUAGAUCAAUUAGAUGGUUGGAAUGGCUUAGGUGUACCUCACACAAUAUUGCGUGCUAUAGCAGAAAAUGGCUUCAUAUCGCCUACAGAAAUACAGGCUAUGACAUUGCCUGCUGCAAUUAUGGGUAAGAAGGAUAUACUGGGUGCAGCCGAGACUGGUAGUGGCAAAACACUUGCUUUUGGCAUACCAAUAUUGGCUGGUAUAAUGGAGCUGAAAGCAAGGAAAUCGAGUAGAGGAAUACGGAAAGCACCAAAAAUUAAAGGGCACCAGGAUACAAAGCAACAAGAAGAAGAUCGUGAACUAACACCCCCGCUAGAUGAGUUGAGCAAUUUUCCGCCUUUGCCUUCUGAAGACGAAAACUCAGAUGAUGAAGAAAAUACGUUAAAUAGCAAAGCAAGCAGUAGUCCGUUAUAUGCACUAGUAUUGACACCGACACGUGAGUUAGCUGUGCAAGUUAGGAACCAUAUAACCACUGCAGCAAAAUUUACUGGCAUACAAGUGGCGGCUAUAUUCGGUGGCCUAUCAAUUGCUAAACAAGAGCGUAUACUUCGAAAAUGUCCAGAAAUUAUUGUAGCUACACCAGGCAGAUUAUGGGAGCUCUAUCAAGAAGGCAAUCAUCAUUUGAGCAAAAUUGAUGACAUCAGUUUUUUGGUUAUCGAUGAAACUGAUCGUAUGGUGGAAAAAGGACACUUCGAAGAACUACGCAAUUUACUGACUGUGCUUAAUGCUGAUGAGGCAAAGAAGCACACAAGGCAGAAUUUUGUCUUCUCCGCGACACUGACAUUGGUCCAUGAUUUACCGGAUCAUAUGAAGAAUCGCAAUACAGGUAAACGCCCGAAGUUUAUAAAGCCAACGCCAGGUUUGAAAAUACAGCAAUUAAUAGAGGAAUUGGGUAUUUCUCAACCGAAAGUUGUUGACAUAACCAGAAGUCAACAAACUGCACAAAACCUCACAGAAUGUCGCCUCAUAUGUUCCAUGGAACAGAAAGAUUAUUAUCUCUACUAUUUUCUGAUGCGGCAUCCUGGACGUACCAUAGUGUUUUGCAACUCUAUUGAUUGUGUAAAGCGUUUAGCUACACUCUUUGGUUUAUUGGACUGUAAUCCUCUGCCACUGCAUGCCAAUAUGAUACAAAAACAACGUUUGAAAAAUUUAGAACGUUUUCGGGAUAAUGCAGAUGGUCUUCUGAUAGCAACAGAUGUGGCAGCACGUGGUUUGGAUAUACCCAAUGUGGAACAUGUCAUACACUAUCAAGUUCCACGUACCAGUGAAAACUAUGUACACCGUUCUGGGCGUACAGCGCGUGCUAAUAAAAAUGGCAUCACCGUCAUGUUCAUGGAACCGGGCGAAGUGAAAAACUACGUGAAGCUAUAUAAGACAUUGGAUAGAAGUGAAGAUCUUCCAUUAUUUCCUGUAGCUGAUCGCUACAUGAAUGCAGUUAAAGAACGAGUAAAUGUGGCACGUGAAGUUGAUAAGGAAGAGCUUAAGCUUAAACGGACUCAAACGGAAAUUGGUUGGAUGAAGAAACAUGCUGAAGAAAUGGAUAUGAUUAUUGAUGGCUAUAAUGAUGAUUCUGGCAGUGAUCAAGACGAAGACCCUUUCAUACUGGAACGUCGCAAAAAUCGUUUGCAUUUAGAAAAUGUUCGUGCAAAAUUGAAAACUCUGCUUUCCCAACAAAUAUUUCCGAAAGGGUUCAGUUUUAAAUAUCCCACAAGUACAGGUCAUCUAGAGAUGCCGAACAUUCCUGCUUCCGCUCAAGAUAAUAGCGCCGUAAAAGUAAUGAAAGAUGCGAUAGAAGACCUCAAACUGGCGAAGAAAAUGCGAAACAAGAAGAGAAAGAACACUGGAGCAUGAUUGUCUAUCGAUACUUGUUUUGUUGUACAAAAUUGUCAAAGAAGUUUGAAGACGUUUUAUACAUUUAAUUACUUAAUUACAAGCUGAU